AUGUUUAAGAAAAUCAUGCCCAGUGACAUCAUCCUGGAGAUGAUAGAGCGCGUCCUGUUCCUCAAGGACGAUCUGGAUUGGGCCGACAAGAAGAGGGAUUUCCCCGCCCCGUUUUACCUGACAAUCAAACAAGACUGGCGGGUAGAGGAGGCCUUCGAGCGCAUCGUCGAUCGCGUCCAGACCAUGACCCGUUUCCUGGAAGCCAAUGGAAUUCCUCGCCGGUUCAGGGACCGUUGCCUGAUGCAUCUCAUCUUCCUCAGCAUCCAGAAACGCAUUCGCUGA
Messenger RNA from Puccinia triticina, 282 nucleotides. RefSeq lists its product as uncharacterized. The record is from RefSeq and is a predicted model, not a curated record. NCBI's taxonomy places the organism in Eukaryota, Fungi, Basidiomycota, Pucciniomycetes, Pucciniales, Pucciniaceae. The transcript is spliced from 2 exons. Bases 1 to 282 code for a protein of 93 amino acids.